Messenger RNA from Ectocarpus sp. CCAP 1310/34, 2574 nucleotides. The record is from the annotation of a GenBank genome assembly. Lineage: Eukaryota; Phaeophyceae; Ectocarpales; Ectocarpaceae.
AUGGCACUUAGAAGCAUGACUUCCCCACAGGCCGGCCAGAGGAGCGACCCCUUUGCGGUGUAUGAGAACUGCCCAGGGGCGAAGGAGCUUGCACCGUGGCUUGACGCGAUCAUCGGUGUCAACUCUAGCAGCAGAAGCACUCGAAGCGCCGCUCCAGGCCCUGCCAUCAAUGCGACGCCGGCGAGCUGCAGGAGGGCGGAGUGGGAGCAACCUUCCGAGGUUAUACAGGACGCGGUGGCCACGGGCCUCGGUUUGUUCGCCUUAGAUCCUGUUCUCGUGGAGGCGCGGGAAACACUGCAGCCGGAGCGCGUCAACUUCGUUCAGCCAUCACCCGAACAACCCCGACGCGCGCCGACCCCUCCGGCCCGCCCACCUGCUGUGGAACCCCUUCAAGGGGCCAUUGCCCUCUUAACCGAAGAGGCCGACAGCAUGCUGGGGUUCACGUUUUUGAAGCAGGAGCGACAAUCCGACAACGUCCGCAUGGGCUUUCACAUACUGAGGGGACGCCAGCCCCAGCUCUUCAGUACGUUCACGUCGGGCAUAAUCGACAUGGCCACCAGUCUAACUGCUGGUGCCAGUAUUGUCCCUUCGCACCCUGUGGCCGCCGACACCGUAGCCCUCGCCAUCAUCAAGUUGGCAAGGUUUGUGGCGAGCACUGCAGAGGAGGGGAUAGCGGAUGGCGCCCGCGAUCUGCUCGCCCUGGUGUGCCUGCUCAUGGCCCAAACGUUAGAGGCUAAUGGGUCGGACAGUUCGGACAGUCUCCUCGCUGCGAUGCUGGCUGUGAGCAAGGUCAAGCUUAAGGACAAGGUGUGCGCCAGCCUCAAGUGGGCGCUGUACGCCGUGACGCCUACGACGUUUGGUCACCUGUUCCUUGCCCGUGCGUUGUCGGAGGGCGCUCUCACCGGAGGGCAUUCUGAACUUGGUUACCUGUCGGAGUUCAAGCCGUCGGAGUUGGCUGCCGUCGGAGUUGGCUGCCGUCGGAGUUGGCUGCCGUCGGAGUUGGCUGCCGCCGCCAUCUUCUGCGCCGUGCUCCGUGAAUUCGAUUUUCAAGCAGCUCGACAGGUGACCGAAGUUGCAAGGAGUGGUGUUGUCGACUUGGAAAGCUCGAGAGGGACUGACGCAGGGCAGCGGUACAUCGAUGAAGCCGCCGAUAAGGCUAAGGGAGGCGGAGCGGCAUACGGUUGCAACGGCUCUGACACCGAGGGUCCCACGCCGCCGUCUACAAGAGAGCCGGGAGAGGCUCAUGAGGGGUUCUUUGCAGAUGACCAGCUGGUCAGCCGGUCCGUCUCCAGGAGCGGAAACACCUCGUCGUCCGACCGACAAGAUAAAGAUAAGCCAGAGAACGGUUCCGGGAAAAGCACAACGUCCUCGAUCCGCAGCAUCAUCGGGGAACGGACUCCGUGUACGACUGGUCGGAUGACGGCACCGUCCCGCGAGUUCGCCAGGGCUUCGCGCUUCUCUCCGAUGUUGUUGGAUGACCGCUACACCACGGCAAUGAGCGCCGGUGCCUUGCCCUCUCCUUCCGAGCACACUCUCGGGGUCUUGGGCCACGCUCGCGGUAACGACGUCGAUACCUCAGUAGUCACGCCACCCAGCGCGUCCUUCGCCACCUUUACUAACGGAAACACCCAACCGGCGGCAGCGUGUGUAUCACCAUCUCAUGGGCAAGAAGAAUCUGACCCACCGGGAGAAACGGCCAGAAUGACAUGGGCACGCCACCCAGCGCGGGCUUCGCCACCUUUAUUUACAACAGGAAGCACCCAGCCGGCGGCAGCGCGUAUAUCACCAUCUCAUGGGCAAGCAGAACCUGACCCACCGGGAGCAACGGCCAGAAUGACAUGGGUGGGACUCGAUGAAGGCCCCCUCGAGAUCAUCGGUGGCGAUGAUGGCGGUAGCGAUGACAUUUCGGACGACAAUGAUGCCCUCCGUCUGCCUCAGGUGGAUGUGAUGCCCCGAAACAACAGCAUCAACGAGGUUGCGGAGUGGGGUGUUGGUGUAGAAAUGACGAUGGAAGAAGCGGGAGAGUUGUUGCUGCAACAGAGACCUCACCUGGUACCGGCACCGGCGAUGGUCGAUGGCGGACAUAUUCACCUUGCGCCCGGCCUUUCUCACGUGGAGCCCCGCGAUGGUGACAUCGAGAUGAGGUGGGAGCGCGCCGCCAUGCGAAGGCUGGAUGACGGCGUCAAGGCGUUCCAGCGGCAAGAAAAAAAGCAGGGCGUUGCACCGCUGGUUUUCUGCGGGGGAGGUGGUGUGCUUCUGCCCGCGGUCCCACCCGCGGAGGUCGACGCACGCACAAGCCCCCCUGCUGUCGACAGCAACAGCACCGAUGAUACUAUCGAGUGGGAGCAUGAGGUCGAACCCCAACUUGAGGAAGCCGGUAAGCUCUUGCGGCAGCAGAACCUUCGCCUAGUGACGGCGGUAGCCGUGGGCAGCUGCACACUUCUGCGGCCGGGGAACGUAUACCCGCCGCUUUUCCACGCCAACGGCAACCAGGAUGAUGCCACGGCUUCGCAGCACACCACCGCCAUCGCCUUGCUCGGGCCGGAUGUGUUCGCGGGCGCGUUCCAGUCCUAG